UCCCCCACGUGGAGGGACCGAGGCGCCAUGGCGGCCGCUCCGGCCCGGGUGCUGCUGGGGCUGCGCGACGCCGCCGUCCCGCCGGGCAGCGAGGGUCUCCCGUCGCAGGGCACCGCCAGCAAGCUGGGCGGGUCUCCGGAUUGGAGGCUCUCGGUCCCUGUGAUCCACCUAUCCUGUGAGGUUUGCUGUGCUGGUUUGCUGCACGUGGUGCAAAUCUAUUGUCCCCUUCAAGGCUCCCAGUACCACCGGGUCAUCAAUGUAUUUGCUUGUGCCAGGAAAAGCUGCUGGGGGAAUUCUGAAAGCUGGAAGGUGUUACGAUCCCAGUAUUUGCAAAUCCCAAGAAAAGAAAUACAAGACUGCACACAGAAGCAGGAGCAAGAACGGACACAAGCAGUCACCGACUGGUGCAAUGGAGCAGAUGAUUGGGGAGAAAACGGUGAAGAGGCACCUUCUGAGCUGUCUGCGACUUUCCACUCUUUCCCUAGAGAAACACAAUGUGCAGCUCUAUUGCAGAGAAUGAGCCUGGGAAAGAACACGGGGGAUUUUCCUGACAUGACUCAGGAAGAGCCAAUCAAGCCCUCCAGCUGUGCCCAGGAGUUCCAGCCCUACUACAUCAGUGUAGUGGAGGAAGAAGACUAUCUCUGUUGGGAGGACUUGGAAGAUGCUCAGAGGCUUCUAAAGGAGUAUCAGCAGAGGGAGGAUGUGGAUUUGGAACACUUGAUGUCAGCAAGUUAUGCCCCUGAUGGUUCUGGUGAGAAGUAUGAGAAGAGUGAAGCUGAAAAGAGAAACCAGAUAUUCUACAAAUUCAUGAAAAGAAUUUCCUCCUGCCAGGAACAGAUCUUAAGGUAGGUUAGGCCCAUUUAUUUUGUUUCUGUCUAAUAAAAACCGAUUGUGUU
Molecule: messenger RNA, 896 nt
Organism: Thamnophis sirtalis
Lineage: Eukaryota; Metazoa; Chordata; Lepidosauria; Squamata; Natricidae
Source: RefSeq, a predicted model, not a curated record